This is a messenger RNA of Motacilla alba alba, 1248 nucleotides long. RefSeq names its product prolactin-like. The coding region runs from base 248 to 1000 and encodes 250 amino acids. Gene Ontology annotation, biological process: positive regulation of receptor signaling pathway via JAK-STAT; response to nutrient levels. The transcript is spliced from 4 exons. Lineage: Eukaryota; Metazoa; Chordata; Aves; Passeriformes; Motacillidae. The record is from RefSeq and is a predicted model, not a curated record. Gene Ontology annotation, molecular function: hormone activity. Gene Ontology annotation, cellular component: extracellular region.
UCACUCCCAUUUCUGCCGGGCCCGGUGGGCUGCCGAGGGCGGUCGGUCCCGUCGGUGCAAGGGACGCUCCCGUCCGCCCGGCAAGCCGCGAGCCGCGCUCCGGGCGGGCUGGCUCACGGUGGCCGCGGGCCGCGCACGUCAGGGGAGACACCCGUCAUCGCCGUGAGAUCCCGGCAUAUAUAGGAGAUGCGGGGGCACCGCCGGCCGGUCGCAGCCGCUCCGUGCCGGGCACGGGCUCCGCAGCGCUAUGGCCGCGGCCCCGGCCCGGGCGGCGGGGCGAGCAGGUGAGGGGCGGGCGGCGGGGCCGGGCGGGGGCACACCCGCACCCCGACACUCGCGCCCCGACGCCGCCGCCCUCUCCGCAGGUGCGGUUGCGGCGCUGGCGCUGCUGUGGCUGCUGCUCUGCGCUCCGGGAGACGCCGGCUGUCAUCCACUGACCGUGGCCGAUCUCUUCGACCGGGUGAUCCGGCACUCGGGCAGGAUCCACAGCCUCUCCACGGCGCUCUACGCCGAGCUGGAAAAACACUUUCCUCCCCGUGACAAUGAGCUGGGAAGGCCCGCUCGGAAGUGCCACACGUCGGGGAUGCUGACCCCCAACGGCAAAGAAUACGCACAGAAAAUCCCGAGAGAAGAACUAACUCACGUGAUACUGAAACUUUUGCAAGCCUGGAAAGAACCACUUUCCCACUUCAACCAGCAUAUUGCGCACCAUCAAGAGCUACCUGAUGACAGCCUUAGCAAAGCUAAGCAAAUCAGCAAUAUGGUACAUGAGCUGAAGACUGGAGUCGAGAAAGUAACAGAAAAGAUGCAGUCAAUGGGGAUCAUCAGCAAUUCAUUAAAUGGAAUGGCAUCAUCUGAAGGCACUGGUUUGUCAAUUAGUAAUGAAGCAAACAUGAUGAGUGACUCUGAUUUCAUUCACUGUUUUAGGAGAGAUUCCAAUAAAGUACAAAGCUACUUAAAAAUUCUCAAAUGUAGGAUUAUGCCAGAAAAUAGUUGCUAAAUUGUAAUCCCUUGACAAGUAGUCUUCAGCAUGUUGCUUAUAAAGAUUUAAAAAAAAAAAAGAGACAACUUCUAAAUUAUCACUUUCACAGUAAUUUUAAUAGGAAAGUGUUUUUAAAUCCUUUGGAAGCUGACACAGUUGACCAAUGCAGUUGAAAUACUAAAUAAAGCCUCAUGUGUGUAUGUUGGUUUAUGCACCAAUAAAAAGGAGUGCUCUAGCAUUAGAUAAAUAAAUGUUCUUGCAUGUUA